UUUCAAGUGUUGUAAAACUAAAAGAAUAGAGAAAAUGGCUUCAUCGAAGCUAUUUGUGAUUAUGAUUUUCUCAUUCAUGGCGUUGUUCAUAGUAUCCCAUGCUAAAUCCUUUUCUCCAGGUCGGAAGCUAUUUCAGUACGCUCCAACUCCGGAGUUUCCACCGUCCUACGAGCCUUCGUCUCCUGAGCUCCCUCCGGCUUACUCUCCUACUCCGUCGUACAAUCCUACACCAGAGCUCUCUCCGUCGUACACGCCAACUCCGGAACUCCCGCCAUCGUACAAUCCUACACCAAAGAUUCGGCCGCCGUACGUAUACGUUUCUGCUCCUGCCCCCGCGCCUUAUUGAUCCAAAAUAUUGCGGUCUAUGAGAGUUUUAAUUUGGUCACAAUAUCACACGUAAAAUAAAGAAGCAUUAUUUCUUUUACUUAUCAAAUAGAAUAAGUUUUUAAAUCUAUAUUGAUCACAAAUUUGUUAGAGAAUAAAAAGAUUGCACGAUGAUGUUUACAGUGCUUUCUGAUUUUUGUUUUAAGAUAUUUAUGAUAUACACCAUUAUUAAUA
This is a messenger RNA of Capsella rubella, 558 nucleotides long. Its product is annotated as extensin-2. The record is from RefSeq and is a predicted model, not a curated record. The transcript has 2 exons. Bases 35 to 346 code for a protein of 103 amino acids. NCBI's taxonomy places the organism in Eukaryota, Viridiplantae, Streptophyta, Magnoliopsida, Brassicales, Brassicaceae.